AUGGCGGACAGCUUCAACGAAGAGAUGGUCGACGACGCACCGGCGACCGGCACCACCGCCACCGCCGGCGUCGCCGACGACGUCGGCAUGACCGAGACCGCUGCUGGGGCCGCUAAUGACGGCUCGGAGCUGCCGUUCGCCGAGGGCGUCCCGGUGGAGGAGGCGGCGGCCGUCCCCGCGCGCACCACCUUCCUGCAGUACCUGGCCAGCCCGCCCGUCACGCUGCUGAUUGGGUCGGGCGAGAGCGAGACGACCCUGACGGCGCAUCAGGGGUUGCUGCCCCGCCAGAUCGAGCUGCCCGGCGAAGACCUCGAAGCGAUGGGGUGCUUUCGAGAGUUCCUCUACACAUCCGACUACUUCCCGAAGAAGGUGCCCGGCCAGCGCACGCUCGAGAAGGACCCCUCGAUUCCCGACGUGGACAUGACGGGCGAGCAGCUGCUCAAGCACGCCAAGGUGUACACGCUGGCCGAAAAGUUCGGCCUCACCGACCUUAAGAACCUCGCGUCCAGCAAGAUUCACUGCGUCAACUCGACCGCCAAGGGCGAGAUCGCCUACGCCCGCUACGUCUACGAGUACACCUCGCGCGAGGACACGGCCAUCCGCGUGCCCGUCGCCAACUUCUGGGCCACCCGCUCCCACACCCUGCGCGCCGAGGCCGAGGAGGAGUUCCGCACCCUCUGCUUGGAGUUCCCCCAGUUCGGUUACGACGUGCUCAGUAUGUUUCCCGGAGAACCCUUGUUGGACGUGUGUUUGUUGCGCAGUGCUAACCUUUGGCCCCCCCUCCCCCUCACAGCCCGCGUGCUCGACGAAAAGCUCAAGCGCGAACGCAACGAGAAGAUGCAUCCCGGCGCUCCCGGCAGCGCCCGCAAGCGGUCCAGGCACAGCAGCACGGCCGCUUGA
Molecule: messenger RNA, 900 nt
Organism: Chaetomium globosum CBS 148.51
Lineage: Eukaryota; Fungi; Ascomycota; Sordariomycetes; Sordariales; Chaetomiaceae
Exons: 2
Coding region: 1-900 (299 amino acids)
Source: RefSeq, a predicted model, not a curated record